Dermacentor silvarum is the source of this 1079-nucleotide messenger RNA. RefSeq names its product monocarboxylate transporter 10. Bases 1 to 1050 code for a protein of 349 amino acids. The record is from RefSeq and is a predicted model, not a curated record. The transcript has 3 exons. Gene Ontology annotation, biological process: transmembrane transport. Gene Ontology annotation, molecular function: monocarboxylic acid transmembrane transporter activity. NCBI's taxonomy places the organism in Eukaryota, Metazoa, Arthropoda, Arachnida, Ixodida, Ixodidae.
AUGGGCACCCACGCGGCCUAUGCAGCAGCCGCCGGUAGUGGCAGGCUAAGUCCCAUUUUGAGCUUGGCUGAGCUUGAAGGUGUGGGCCUAGGCAUCGUGAUAUGCAUGCUCCAAGUCCUCAUCAGCAUGUACUUUGAGCAGUACCGGGGCGCCGCGAACGGCAUCAUGUUCGCCGGCUCCACCGCCUCUGCGGUCAUCUUUCCCCAUCUGUUGUAUUAUUUUAGAAACACCUACGGCUUCAGAGGAAGCCUGCUGCUGUUUGGUGCUAUCCUGAUGAACAUGAUAGCCGUGAGUCUCGCCUUUCGGGAACCGCCGUGGGUUCGUAAUGACAGAAUCAAGAGGAGAAAAGGCGCAGAGAAAACACAGCGGCCAUCAACCUUCACACCGGACUCAAAUCAGGGGUCAAAGGUUUCCACCACCAAGGUCGUGCUGCUGAACCUUCGCGGAGUGCUCAAGUGCCGCAUGACGUACGUGCUUGUAGUCACGUGGCUAGUGUUCUGCUAUAACUACGACAUCUUCUUCUCUACGAUUGUGGAUUUCGCCAUGGACAAGGGGGUGCCCUUCAAGGACACCGUUUCUUUCAUCACAUACACGUCCAUCACGGAUCUCGUGGGGAGACUUGCCCUGCCUAUUCUGACUGACCGCGGGCUCCUGCAGAGGUCGACGUUAAUGACAGUGAAUUAUUUUCUCCUGGGCUUGUGCACUGUGUCACUGCCAUUCUGCGAGACCUACUGGGCGCUGCUCACGGGGUGUCUGGGAGUUGCCCUAUUCCUCGGCUGCGCCAUUACCAUGCAGAGCGUUCUGGUGGCCCAAUAUUUGGAAAGCGAAAAACUUGCCAUGGGCUUUAACGUCAUCGGUGCCCUGUGCGGACCAGCACUCUUAGGAAAGGCACCAUUCGUAGGGUUUUUCAGGGAUGACCUUGGCUCGUACAACGAGAUGUUCUGGGUCCUUGGCAGCUUCAGCUUCUUCGUGAGCAUUCAGUGGGUAUUGGUACUUUUAGUCGACAGGAAUAGAACACAGAAGUGGCAGCCGGAUACUGCGCGCAUGUGAUAUGGAUCGACAACGUAACAAAAUAAAGC